AUGUCGUCUCGCGUUGGUUUCCGCUUUGUGAACAACACUCGCUUUGCGUUCCGCAAUGCCUCCGCGCCAUUCCGCCGGCCGGGUGGCCAGGGCUUCCGCUGGCAGAGCUCCGAAGCCGCUGCUGCGGAGAAGGAGAGCGUCUUCCAGCGCCUGUGGAACAGCCCUGUUGGUGUGAAGACUGUCCACUUCUGGGCCCCGGUUAUGAAGUGGUGCCUGGUUCUCGCCGGUGUCUCCGACUUCGCCCGCCCCGCUGAGAAGCUCUCCCUCACCCAGAAUGCCGCUUUGAUGGGAACUGGUGCCAUCUGGACUCGCUGGUGCUUGAUCAUCAAGCCCCGUAACGUCCUGCUCGCCACUGUGAACUUCUUCCUCGGAUGCGUGGGUGCCGUUCAGGUGACUCGUAUUUUCUUAUGGCAGCGCAGCCAAUCUGGGUCGACCAUUGAAGCCGCCAAGGAGAUUGAGCACGAAGCCGCUGACUCCGUCAAGGCCGCCGGCGAGGCGGCUGAGGGCACCGUGAAGAAGGUUGUUGAGAAGUCGACUUAG
Molecule: messenger RNA, 540 nt
Organism: Penicillium vulpinum
Lineage: Eukaryota; Fungi; Ascomycota; Eurotiomycetes; Eurotiales; Aspergillaceae
Product: mitochondrial pyruvate carrier family protein
Exons: 4
Coding region: 1-540 (179 amino acids)
Biological process (GO): pyruvate import into mitochondria
Cellular component (GO): mitochondrial inner membrane
Molecular function (GO): pyruvate transmembrane transporter activity
Source: RefSeq, a predicted model, not a curated record